AGGGCGUUUUUGAAAGGUGUUGCUAACUUUAAUGCCAAGCAUGGAUGCUUGAAGUGCACCUGUGUCGGUGAGCAUAAUUCUAGCUCGCGUACGGUUGUCUUCACUGAUUGCGAUGCACCGCUGAGGACAGACUCCUUAUUUCGACAAUUUGCGUACGGGAUAUAUCAUAAGGAAUCAUCCCCUUUCCUAGAUUUACUAUACAUAGACAUGAUAGAAGAUAUAAUAAUAUCGGAUCGGUUACAUUUAUUAGAUCUAGGAAUUAUGCGGAAACUUUUAAAAGGAUGGGUUUUAGGGCGGUUAGGGCAACCCAAAUGGUCUACUGCCAAGUGCAUCGCAUUUUUCAAAGCUCUGAAAGCGAUAAAAUUGUCUAACGAAAUACACCGUUCCUUCCGUAACAUUCAGGACAUAAAUUAUUGGAAGGCGUCGGAGUAUAGUUCCUUCUUGCACUAUGCUAGUGUAGGAGUUUUGAAGGACUACAUUGCUGACGACCAAUACAAGCAUUUUAUGUUAUUUUUUUGCGCAAUAACAAUUUUUUCUUCCAAUGCUUACAGAUCGUACUGGGAGUAUGGUGGGCAGCUUUUAAAAAGUUUUGUCACCCAAUUCCCUCAAAUUUAUGGGACUAGGUACAUGACUAGCAAUGUGCAUAAUCUGCUGCAUGUGGUUGAGGAGAUAAAAAAGUUUGGCCCUCUGAAUACUCUAUCUGCGUAUCCAUUUGAAAAUGAGCUUCAACAUUUAAAGCGCCUAUUGAGAAAUGGAUGGAAAAGCUUACAUCAAAUUGUAAAUCGAUUAUCUGAGCUUGAAGAUUUUCAAAGUCGAAUGAAUCAAGAUGCUGUUCCUUCGCAAGUCAAUUUGACAAAGCAUGGCAGUGAAGUAAUAAUCGAAUGUAAUGGAUUCAAGUUAAAAAAAAAGUUUCAAGACUCGUGGUUCCUCACGGUUGAAAAUCAGGUAGUACAGUAUAGCAGAGCUUUAUAUACAUCAAGUACAUCAGUGGUAAUCAUUGGAAAGCGUUUCAACGACCAUUCACAUUACUUUGAAGAACCUUGCAAUUCCACCGGGCUUAACAUCUGCCAUGUAAAUAUAAACAGUAAAAAUAUAAGUAAAAAUGUCGAGUGUCAUCCAGAGCAUAUAAAAUGCAAGUUAGUAUUAAAUAGAUUAGAUGUUGAAGGGAAUGCUGUACUAAUUCCUUUACUUCAUACUUUAAUGUAAUAGUUUAAGAUGUAAAUAUAAUUAGGUUAAACAUAUGUUUAGUUGUUAUGUAUUUUUGUUGCUUUAUUAUAUUAGGUGUAUGUUGAAAAUAAAACCGAAAUACGUAACCUGUAAUAGAUUUGAUUAAA
Molecule: messenger RNA, 1334 nt
Organism: Anopheles stephensi (Asian malaria mosquito)
Lineage: Eukaryota; Metazoa; Arthropoda; Insecta; Diptera; Culicidae
Exons: 2
Coding region: 208-1206 (332 amino acids)
Source: RefSeq, a predicted model, not a curated record